GAAGCUGUGCAGCAGCAGAAGCAGCAACGUGUUGACGGUGUAAACAGAUAUGAUCAGACACGUGUUCCUGACAGGAGCUCCAGGUGUGGGGAAAACCACUCUGGUCCAGAAAGCCUGUGAAGCUCUGGUGUCAUCAGGCGUGGGAGUUGAGGGGUUUUACACAGAGGAGGUCAGGGAGGGAGGCCGCCGAGUCGGCUUUGAUGUCGUCACCGUGACAGGGGAGAGGGGCCACCUGUCCAGAAUCAGAGACGGAGCUGCUGCGUCUCAUGGUGGACGGGAGUACACAGUGGGGCAGUAUGUGGUCGACUUGCCUUCAUUUGAAAAUCUGGCUCUCCCCCUCUUCAGAAAUGUCGGGGCGGCAGAUGGGGGCAGCAGGAAGGUGUUCAUCAUUGACGAAAUUGGCAAAAUGGAGCUUUUCAGCCAGUCGUUCAUCAGAGCAGUGAGACAGACUUUAGAAAGCUCCUCCUGCACCAUCCUGGGCACCAUCCCCGUCCCCAAGGGUAAACCGCUGGGUCUGGUGGAAGAGGUGCGGAGCCGGGGAGAUGUCAAGGUCUUUGCCGUGUCUAAGGAGAACAGAAACGCUAUCCUGCCGGACAUUUUAGCAGCACUACAAGAAUGUUUAAAACAUGCAGCCUAAUGUGACGAAUCACAACCCUGCACUUUGCGUUGUGCUUUAUUUUGUGCUGACAACAAGUUUUUAUUUGUGUCAGUGCGUAUACAGCACACGCAGCCAGACCAUUCAGCGGCUCCACUACACGCAACUCAUAACAGGGUUGUGACCUAACCCGAAGAGCCGCUAAAAGAGUUAGAGUGUCACAUGCAUGCAUUUAUGUACACAAUUCAUUUUUUUCCCUCCAUCCUCAUACAGCCCCCAAAAUGGAUUGCAUGCUGAAUAAUUGAUUGUGAGCUGGAGCACAGUGCGGGCAAUUGUUCUGUGUGUAAGAGUGUAAACCACGAGCAGAGUCAAAGACGGCUUAGUCCUCAAAACAACUGGGUUUUAUUUCAUUUUUAUUUCUAAUUUAUGGAGACUACUGCAGGCAUUUCUGGUUUUGAGUGUGUGAUAUUAAUUUGUUCAUUAGGACGAGCAGUGCUAGUUUUCUCUCUGAGCAAACAAAGCAGCGCCGCAGUUCAUCCAUUAUUUCUUCAUGCCAGCCUCCCUCGUGGGUCUAGUCAACCUGAGGAUGCGCUCUUUGAAAGUCAAUCAGUAUUUAAUGGUACGACUGUGUCUUGUACCCUUUCAUGGUUUAUUCAUCCACUAGCAUGGACAAGGAAAUUGAUAAAUAAAC
Molecule: messenger RNA, 1286 nt
Organism: Limanda limanda (common dab)
Lineage: Eukaryota; Metazoa; Chordata; Actinopteri; Pleuronectiformes; Pleuronectidae
Gene: ntpcr
Product: nucleoside-triphosphatase, cancer-related
Exons: 5
Coding region: 50-637 (195 amino acids)
Molecular function (GO): ATP hydrolysis activity
Source: RefSeq, a predicted model, not a curated record